Messenger RNA from Xenopus tropicalis (tropical clawed frog), 3406 nucleotides. It is a transcript of the gene vars2, whose product is annotated as valyl-tRNA synthetase 2, mitochondrial. Gene Ontology annotation, cellular component: mitochondrion. Gene Ontology annotation, molecular function: aminoacyl-tRNA ligase activity; ATP binding; valine-tRNA ligase activity. The transcript has 30 exons. The record is from RefSeq and is a predicted model, not a curated record. The coding region runs from base 150 to 3251 and encodes 1033 amino acids. Gene Ontology annotation, biological process: tRNA aminoacylation for protein translation; aminoacyl-tRNA metabolism involved in translational fidelity; valyl-tRNA aminoacylation. Lineage: Eukaryota; Metazoa; Chordata; Amphibia; Anura; Pipidae.
UCUCAUCUCGCGAGAGUUGGGAAUCACUGGACAGCCGGCCUGCUAUAACUGAGGAUCUUGACAUUUAAACAGCGAUACGGGAGUGUGGGCUGUGUUAUGAAAAAUAGGACUGUCCCGGGAAGAGCGGGACUGCUGGGUAGUUUCCACUUAUGCAACGCCUCUUUUCUAACCCCAGCCAAAAUGUGGUGUCCACAUUGUCCCGUAGGGGAGUUGCUGGAAGUAGAGAAAGAGCCAGACGUGCUGAGCGUCAACAACGAAAACAGAAUUUGUUGGAUGAGGUUGCUGAACAGGUACCCCAUGUCAAAGGCCAAAACUGGAAAGAGAAGAUAGUGCUAGAAUAUGAAGCAGUGACGGAGCCAGGAAAAAAGAAAGAUAUCUCAGUUCCUUUACCACAUUCAUACAGUCCUCGUUAUGUUGAAGCUGCUUGGUAUCCGUGGUGGGUAAGACAGGGUUUUUUCAAGCCAGAGUACCAGAGUCAGCAGCCUCACAAUGGAUCAGAGACCUACUCACUUUGCAUACCUCCACCAAAUGUCACAGGCUCCCUUCACAUUGGACAUGCACUUACUGUAGCCAUUGAGGAUUCACUUGUUCGAUGGAAAAGGAUGCUGGGCCACAAGGUGCUUUGGGUCCCUGGGUCAGAUCAUGCUGGAAUUGCCACCCAGGCUGUGGUUGAAAAGAAACUGUUGAAGGAAAAGGGUCUCCUACGCCAUGAUUUUAGUAGAGAGGAAUUUUUAAAAGAAGUUUGGAAGUGGAAAGAAGAGAAAGGUGACAUAAUUUACCAUCAGCUAAGAUCCCUAGGUGCCUCUCUUGACUGGGAUAGAUGCUGCUUUACAAUGGACAAGAUGUUCUCUCGUGCUGUAUCUGAAGCAUUUGUCCGCCUGCAUAAUGAUGGUUUAGUGUAUCGGCACCUGCGUCUGGUGAAUUGGUCCUGUGCCCUGCGCUCUGCAAUAUCUGACAUAGAGGUAGACAGUCGGCAGUUGACUGGAAAGACAUAUAUUUCUGUCCCAGGUUAUGAAAGGAAAAUCCCCUUUGGACUUCUAUUCAGCUUUGCCUAUGUUACUGAAGGAGGAGAUGAUGAGAUCAUUGUAUCUACAACUCGACCAGAAACGAUGUUGGGGGAUACUGCAGUGGCUGUUCAUCCUAAUGACCCAAGAUAUUUGAGAUUCCAUGGAACAAGACUUCACCAUCCUUUCACAGGGCAGCUGAUACCUGUUGUAACUCAUGAUUUUGUGAACCCAGACUUUGGAACUGGAGCAGUGAAGGUUACUCCUGCCCACAGCCUGGCAGAUUUUGAGAUGGCACAAAGCCUGGAUUUGCCAGUGGUAUCAGUGAUUGGAGAGGAUGGCUUAAUGACAGAGAACAGUGGAGAAUGGAUUCAGGGUGUGAAAAGAUUUGAUGCCAGGGAGCAGAUACUAAGUGCUCUGAAAGAAAAGGGUCUUUACAGAGGUGACUAUGAGCAUGCCAUGGUGCUUCCAGUAUGCAGCCGCUCUGGUGAUGUAAUUGAGCAGCUGUUAAAGAGGCAGUGGUUUGUGAGUUGCAAGAAGAUGGCACAAAAGGCUCUAGAGGCUGUAAACGUAGGACAGCUGAAGAUUAUCCCUUCUUUUCACCAGAAGAACUGGAACCACUGGCUCUCAAACAUCAGUGAUUGGUGUGUAUCACGACAACUUUGGUGGGGACAUCAGAUUCCAGCUUACCAUGUGGCAGUGUCAGAGGCACAGUCAGACAAGGAUAUACGUGAUGAGCAAGAAGAAAUUUGGGUAGUGGCUCAUAAUGAAUCUGAAGCCAAAAAAAAAGCUUCCAAAAAACUAAGAAGGCCAGAAAAGGAUCUUUCCGUGAAGAGGGAUGAAGAUGUUCUGGAUACAUGGUUUUCAUCUGCCCUUUUCCCAUUUGCUAUGCUGGGCUGGCCAGAAAAUACAAGUGACCUGAAGGAUUUUUACCCAAACUCUCUCUUGGAGACUGGUAGUGAUUUACUUUUCUUCUGGGUGGCUCGAAUGGUAAUGUUGGGAGAGCAUCUAACUGGGAAGUUACCAUUCAAAGAGGUAUUUCUGCAUUCUAUGGUUCGAGAUGCUCAUGGAAGGAAAAUGAGCAAAUCUUUAGGAAAUGUGAUUGAUCCAUUAGAUGUGAUAACUGGAAUAUCACUAGAGGAAUUGCAGAAUAGGUUGCAAGAUGGCAAUUUAGAUCCUCGAGAGCUGAAAGUUGCAGAGGCUGGGUUGUUAAAGGCUUUUCCUCGUGGGAUUCCUGAGUGUGGCACAGAUGCUUUGCGAUUUGCCCUUUGUUCCUACAAGGUACAAGGGGAUGAUAUAAAUCUAGAUGUGCCAUCUGUUCUUGCUGUCCGCCAUUUUUGUAAUAAAAUCUGGAAUGGGAUUAAAUUUACCCUCUCUUCUCUUGGGGAAAGCUUCUCACCUAUUCCUGUGGAAGAGUUCAAACCUCAGGGCCCCAUGGAUCGCUGGUUACUAGAUCACUUGCGUCUUUUGACAGAAGAAUGUGAGAGAAGGUUUCAGGCUUAUGAACUUCAUGGAGCAACAGGAGCCAUCCAGACAUUUUGGGUGCAGAGCUACUGUGACUUCUAUGUGGAAGCAGUAAAGCCUAUCUUAAAAGGGCCACAUGGCAGUGAUGCACAACAGACUUUGUACUGGGGAGCAGAGAUUGUCCUUCGUCUUCUCGCCCCCUUUACUCCUUUUUUAUGUGAAGAGCUGUGGCAGCGGUUUCCUUCAGCCUCUGUGAAUUGUGCACCAAGCAUCUGUGUUGCCCAGUAUCCCACACCUAGCCAGAUGGCUCAUUGGAGGUACCCAGAAGAAGUGCAACAGUUUGAUUUUGUGCAGUCAGUCAUUAGAACUGUGCGCAGUCUGCGAAGCGACUAUCACAUGACUAAGGCACGACCAGAGGUUCAUAUUUUCUGCUCCAUGGAAGAACAUCUCAAUGCUCUUCAGUCAUUUCACUCACAUUUGCCGACUCUGUCUCACUCUGGACCCAUCCAAGUCCAUAUGUUGCAAGAUGCUUCUCAGUUCAGGGAGGACCCUGUUGGCUGGGCUACAGAAAAAGUGUCUGAGGGCUGUUACCUUCGUGUUAAACUCCAGGGUUUACUAGACCCCCACACAGAGCUUGCAAAACUGCACAAAAAGCAUCAGAAUCUUCAGCUUCAGUUUAUAAACAUGUCAAAAUAUGAGAAUGGCGAUAAUGAGGAUAAAUCAAUUCAGCAGAAAAUCUCCAAGGUUCAAUGUACAAUGGAAACAUUACAGAGAAUGCUAUAACAAAAUUACUUUUCUAUAAUCCUGCAUUGUUUUUUCUUUUAUAUUUCGAAAAUGUCUAUACAAACCAGUACCACACGGAAUUAUUGUUAUUUCUAACAGUAUUUUUUCUAUGAAAAAAUCCUUAAUAAAUAAUUAAAAAAGGAUGAAUACAUGAC